Mercurialis annua (annual mercury) is the source of this 1352-nucleotide messenger RNA. RefSeq lists its product as uncharacterized. The coding region runs from base 267 to 1208 and encodes 313 amino acids. The record is from RefSeq and is a predicted model, not a curated record. Gene Ontology annotation, molecular function: protein binding. The transcript has 2 exons. NCBI's taxonomy places the organism in Eukaryota, Viridiplantae, Streptophyta, Magnoliopsida, Malpighiales, Euphorbiaceae.
AAAAACCCUCCAAAAAACAAAAAAAUUCAUCAUCAGAAGUGAUCGGAUUACCGUUACCUCUUCCUCCGAUUACCGGAACUGCCCGUUCUUUCAUCUUACGCCGUUUGAAUUCAUAUAAUUAGUUACGAGAAACGCUAAUCGACUCGGGGCCUUUCGAUAUCAAGGCAAGUGAUUUCUUAUGACAUUCCAAUGUUUUUGUUUUAUCUGUAAAACAUUUUAUCUGAUUCUAUCUCACUCUUUUUCGUGGGCUACCAAAUAACAGCAAAAUGCGGGAAAAACUUAAGGGAGCAGAAAAUUAUUUCGAUUGCUUAUCCGAUGAUGAAGUUCUAUAUAUCAUCAACAAGCUCCCUAAUCUUGAAACCCUCCUUCGAUUAUCUGUAGUCUGCAACCGUUUUUCAUCUCUAGUGUCGAAAAUUGAUUCAAUUACUAUUGCUAGAGUCAAUCUCUCUACCUCUCCUCCUAGUUCUAAAUUCGGCACUGUUUUGAAAUUCUUCACGAAUCUAGUCUUUGGCCAGUCCGUUGCCAUUAGAGAUUUUCCUUUUAAAACAGUUUUAAACAAAUUUCAAGAAAUCAAACAUCUUCGAGUCGAGAUUGAUUUACCAAAAGAGCGUGUAGCAGCUUGUUUCGGAUCUCAUUUAGAUGUUCUAGUGUAUCUACAUGCUGGAUCUAUUAAAGAAUCUGAUUCGUUUAGUUCUGAUGUCAAAUAUGUCAAUCAAACUAUGGACUUAUUCCGUCCGGAGUUGAUCGAUUCUUCCAGCGAAUAUUUGAAAUCGAUGCUGAGUCUUUCGGCAGGUUGGCAUGGCCUAGUUCGGAAUCUAAUUCAGGAUCUUCACAAUCUCCGCAGCUUAAUUAUUUCCAGUUCGCCUAAUGCGAUUUUCGUACUUGGAGAAGAACAACUUGCAACACUGAGGAAUAAUUCUAAUGAUCUCAAAGACAACACAACAAUUGCAGUAAAUGUUCGAGCUAUUCAAGUGCCAAUUUUGGAGUUGAAAUCUUGUGGUGUGAUAAUGGAAAAUGUGUUUAUCGCCGUCCUUACAAACCAGAAGUUUAAACUCGACAGUGAGUUGAAACUCGUUGAUGGAGUGGAUAAUCAUGCUAUUGACUGGAGAAUUUCUAAGGAAGCUAUUGGGGAGAUUGUUGAUAAGAUCAAGAAGAAUGAGGGACUUACUGUGAAGAAAAUUUCUAAUGUGUUGGAUUUUCUUAAAUAGCUAGAUCAUAUUGAUGUCUUACUAAGUAGUCCUAAAGGUAUAUUUUGUUUGCAAUUUAGUCCUUGACUUGUUCUUAAUUUGUUGAUUUUCUCAUUAGCUUCUUAAUGAUUGUUUAGACUCGAGAGCUUUUCAAGCUGAAAUAUC